Molecule: messenger RNA, 906 nt
Organism: Spirodela intermedia
Lineage: Eukaryota; Viridiplantae; Streptophyta; Magnoliopsida; Alismatales; Araceae
Source: the annotation of a GenBank genome assembly
AUGGACAGCGUGCUCUCAGAGCCCGCCGCCCUGUGCUUCCUGCAAAACCAGCACGGACUCAUCUCCCCGCCUGCGUUGCUCCACGGCGAGGAGGAGCCCUGCGGCACCCUCUUGUCCUCUAUCUCCAUCCUCAGAGAUAAGGUCGACCAGUUGGGCUCCAUCGCCGGCUUUGUGGUCUCACACAAGGGAGUCGACCAGGAAUCGGCCGCAGCCAUGGCUGUCGCCGGCGCCGGCUCCGUCGUCAAGGAGAUCAUCCUCACGGCCUCGUCGAUGAUGUUCUCCCUGCAGCAGAUUGCCCUCGGCGCAGGCGGGUACCGAGAUAAACUCUUCGCUGACGAGCCCGGCAAGCUCUCGCCGGCGGCGAGCGAGAUCGUGGAGCUGGACGCCGCUGAUCUGCUGGCCAAGUACACCCACCACUGCCAUGUCUGCGGCAAGGGCUUCAAGCGGGACGCCAACCUGAGGAUGCACAUGCGAGCCCACGGCGAGGAGUACAAGACGAGAGCCGCUCUCGCGAGCCCCGCCGGCGCCGGUGGCGGAUCGAUGAGGAAGUACUCGUGCCCCCAGGAGGGUUGCAGGUGGAACAUGAAGCACCCCAAGUUCCAGCCCCUCAAGUCUAUGGUGUGCGUGAAGAACCACUACAGGAGGAGCCACUGCCCAAAGAUGUACAUCUGCAACCGGUGCAACAGGAAGAAGUUCGCUGUGGUUUCCGACCUCCGGACCCACGAGAAGCACUGCAACCGCCUCCGGUGGCGGUGCUCCUGCGGGACGUCCUUCUCCAGGAAGGACAAGCUCGUGGGUCACCUCGCCCUCUUCCCGGACCACGCUGCCGGCGGCGGCUGCUCCUCCGGCCAGGUCUCCCCCCCGGAGAUUCGGGUGGAGGUUACGAGAAAUGCUUGUUGGAACUAG